GCUUUUACUAUUUAUACCCAACACACUCACAAAUCUGGAUCAAACCCUUCUUCUCUCCUCACUUUCAUUGUGCUGUGCUCUGCGUUUCAAGGCUUUUGUGUCGAUUGUCGGAGGAGAGAAAGGGGUUCGUGUUGUGUGUAGCAAGAAAUGGCCAUGGCUAAGCUUCUGGCUUUGAUGAUCUUGGCUUUCAUCGUCAUUUCCAUGAUCCAAACCACCGUCAUGGCUUCUAAUGGCAGUGGAGGACAUCACAACAACAAGAAACGAUAUGGACCAGGGAGUCUCAAGAGUUACCAAUGCCCAUCUGAAUGCGUGAGGAGAUGCGGGAGAACCCAGUACCACAAGCCGUGCAUGUUCUUCUGCCAGAAGUGUUGCAAGACCUGCCUGUGCGUGCCACCGGGGUAUUAUGGUAACAAGGCUGUGUGCCCUUGCUACAACAACUGGAAGACCAAGGAAGGAGGCCCUAAAUGCCCUUAGGAAGUUCCAAUAUUAACAAUGCCCUUCCUAUUAAGCAUAGUAAUAUCUUUGUAUCAUCUAUCUAUGUUGUCUAUGUUUUUCUUUGUUGUUUUGGCCUAUUUAGAGAGGACUAAAAAAACAAGUGUUUUGUCUACUAAAAAAAGUCACUCCUUUAGCUAGGAGUUUUAUCUAAAUGAGAGUGGCUCUUUCUUCCAUUAUUAUUAUCAAUGAAAAUCUUUAUGGCUUUUAUGAGUU
Molecule: messenger RNA, 708 nt
Organism: Humulus lupulus (European hop)
Lineage: Eukaryota; Viridiplantae; Streptophyta; Magnoliopsida; Rosales; Cannabaceae
Product: gibberellin-regulated protein 4-like
Exons: 4
Coding region: 148-474 (108 amino acids)
Source: RefSeq, a predicted model, not a curated record